Messenger RNA from Rattus norvegicus (Norway rat), 6188 nucleotides. RefSeq names its product sorting nexin 27 (gene Snx27). Gene Ontology annotation, biological process: endosomal transport; signal transduction. Gene Ontology annotation, molecular function: phosphatidylinositol binding; phosphatidylinositol-3-phosphate binding. The transcript is spliced from 12 exons. Lineage: Eukaryota; Metazoa; Chordata; Mammalia; Rodentia; Muridae. Gene Ontology annotation, cellular component: early endosome membrane; early endosome; cytosol. Bases 121 to 1701 code for a protein of 526 amino acids. The record is from RefSeq and is marked validated.
CUAGCUCCUGCGGUCGGCCGGCCGGGCGCGCGCUGGGGUCGCGCGGCUGCUGAAGGGGGCGGGCGCGCGCAGGAGGAGUGGAGGCGUAGGGGGGCGGGGGACCGCUCGCUUACUCGCAAGAUGGCGGACGAGGACGGGGAAGGGAUUCACCCCUCAGCCCCGCACCGGAAUGGAGGCGGCGGCGGGGGGUCUGGGCUCCACUGCGCCGGGAACGGUGGCGGGGGAGGCGGCGGCCCGCGGGUCGUGCGCAUUGUCAAGUCCGAAUCCGGCUACGGCUUCAACGUGCGGGGCCAAGUGAGCGAGGGCGGGCAACUGCGGAGCAUCAACGGGGAGCUGUACGCGCCGCUGCAGCAUGUGAGCGCCGUGCUGCCCGGGGGGGCGGCCGACCGGGCCGGGGUGCGCAAGGGGGACCGCAUCCUGGAGGUGAACGGCGUGAAUGUUGAGGGGGCGACACACAAGCAGGUGGUGGACCUGAUCCGAGCAGGCGAGAAGGAAUUGAUCUUGACAGUGUUGUCUGUACCUCCUCAUGAGGCUGAUAACCUAGACCCCAGUGACGACUCCUUGGGACAAUCAUUUUAUGAUUACACAGAAAAGCAAGCAGUGCCCAUAUCGGUCCCCACAUACAAACAUGUGGAGCAGAAUGGUGAGAAAUUUGUGGUAUACAAUGUUUAUAUGGCCGGGAGGCAGCUGUGUUCUAAGCGGUACCGGGAGUUUGCCAUUCUGCACCAAAACCUGAAGAGAGAGUUUGCCAACUUUACAUUUCCUCGACUUCCAGGAAAGUGGCCAUUCUCAUUAUCAGAGCAACAGUUAGAUGCCCGGCGUCGGGGGUUGGAAGAAUAUCUAGAAAAGGUGUGCUCCAUCCGAGUCAUUGGUGAGAGCGACAUCAUGCAGGAGUUCCUGUCAGAAUCUGAUGAGAAUUACAAUGGUGUGUCUGAUGUGGAGCUGAGAGUAGCAUUACCAGAUGGAGCAACUGUUACUGUCAGAGUUAAAAAGAACAGCACCACAGACCAAGUGUACCAGGCUAUUGCAGCAAAGGUUGGCAUGGACAGUACAACAGUGAACUACUUUGCCUUAUUUGAAGUCAUCAAUCAUUCCUUUGUACGUAAGCUGGCCCCUAAUGAAUUUCCUCAUAAACUGUACGUCCAGAAUUACACAUCAGCUGUGCCAGGCACCUGCCUGACCAUUCGCAAGUGGCUCUUUACCACAGAAGAAGAAGUCCUCUUAAAUGACAAUGACCUUGCUGUCACGUACUUCUUUCAUCAGGCUGUUGAUGAUGUAAAGAAAGGUUACAUUAAAGCGGAGGAGAAGUCUUACCAGUUACAGAAGCUGUAUGAACAAAGGAAGAUGGUCAUGUACCUCAACAUGCUAAGGACCUGUGAGGGCUACAAUGAAAUCAUCUUCCCUCACUGUGCCUGCGACUCCAGGAGGAAGGGGCAUGUUAUCACAGCCAUCAGCAUCACGCACUUUAAACUUCAUGCCUGCACUGAAGAAGGGCAGCUGGAGAACCAGGUAAUAGCGUUUGAAUGGGAUGAGAUGCAGCGAUGGGACACAGACGAAGAAGGAAUGGCCUUCUGUUUUGAAUAUGCACGAGGAGAGAAGAAGCCUCGAUGGGUUAAAAUCUUCACACCAUAUUUCAAUUACAUGCAUGAGUGCUUUGAGAGGGUGUUCUGCGAGCUCAAGUGGAGAAAAGAGGAAUAUUAGUUAGAGACUGAUUAUCCCAUGUGAGCCAGGACAUUCUCCCAGCGAUGCUGGCCUCUGGAUGGUGAAUGGGCUAUGCAAAAAAGCCCUGCUUCUCCCCUUGUGUAGAGGGUGGACACUGGCUGCAGGCUCUCCCGUCUCUCAUGACAUCAUGGACCCUCUUCUGCCUGUUUGUUUGAUUUUUGUUGUUGUUGUUGUUGUUGUUUAUUUGUUUGUUGUUUUUAAUCAAAUAACCCUCCAUGCUGUUCCUGACCCGGAGAGUGCCUGUCCAGAGUUUUAGCCAUCUGACUAGAUAAGUCACAGUAGAGUCUUUCUUCACUAACCGAGAACAUAAAUGUGGGGACAUUUUUUGCUACCGUUGUCUAUAGGUGUCAGUGCUGGAGCAGACUUUAGAAGACUCUGUAUAAAUACUUAGCUACUUAUUGUCAAAGAAAGUCAGAAAAUGAAAGAGUACAGUCCGUCACGUGGAGGUUAGUGUUCUUGCUAUAGUAGAAGAACACUGGGCUCUGGCAGUCAUCUGGAAUUUCUCCUGCUGCUUUUAUCUGUGGUUUCGGGCAUAGCAACUGCCUUAAAUCUGGAUUGUGUCUUUUGUAAAAGAGGAAGACUGAGGCAGGUGGUAAAUAUCAGAGUCCUCUGCUUUGAGAGGCUGUGGUUCGGAUGGGGUUGAGUCAGGGUCAGCCAGGCAUGCUGCUCCAGUCGUGUUGGACGGUUGUCUCCAGAUUGGAGGCCAGGCUGCUCCUCAGUAACGCUUCUUUUUUUUUUUUUCCUUUCAGAAUAUUUUCCAGAUGGCGAGGUCACAACAGAGGGAUGUGGCCACCUAGCCUUUCCUCAUCCCUUCCCCUUCCCUUUGCCCUCAGCCUCUUAGCCUUUUCAUCUUUCAUGUCAGACAGUAACCAUUAACACAAAAGAAGAAAAAAGGAAAAAAGUCAUUAUAUCCCAAAGUCCUAAGCUAAAUAUUAUUAAUAACCUCCUGUGAAUUUUACACCUCUGGACCUGAGCUGGUAGCGAGCAGCAGGUUGAUAGUGCCAGAAGUCCACUGAGAUCAGACAGAAACAAGCCCAGCACCUCGCCAAAGUCAUCCUUGUCCUUUUACCCGGGGCCUCAUAACAACAGACUCUCCUUGUACUAUAUUUUUAAAACUGGAACUAUGAACUCCAUCCAUUUGCACUGUUCAAGCAUAUAUAUGUAUGUAUGUAAAAAUUAUAUAUACACAAAUUAGCUGCACGUAUAUACAUAUAUAUUUCUUUUUAAAUUUCAUAUUGAUGGCAGAACCUUUUUUAGCUUGUGUUUUUACACACCUUUCACUGAAUUCAUGACCUCUCUCUUGCUCUCUUUAUUUUGAAACAAACUUUAAAAAGGAAAAAAAAAAUACAGGGAAAAUACCUCUCCUCAUGAAGGACUCGAAAAGUUUACAACCUGCUUGGGUUUUCCUCCCUUUCUGUAUUGAGUACGGUUUCUGGCUGUUGGUUUGCCAUAGAGUCUGAGGAGCGAGGAGUGUAGUGUCUUUAUCUUCAAGAGGGUGCUGAGGAGGAGAAAGGCUGUUUCUCAAGAGCGGCGAGGCUGCCGAGAGUCUGAAGACCUAUAGUCUUGAUUGCAAGUCAUUUUCCUGAUCCAUCCUGCAUCUCCUUCCUGUUCCUUUAGGGUCUUUUAUAUAAAGCUUCCUUGCAACUGGCCCAAACCAGAGUUCAGGGUCACAUGAGGAGGCUGUUCCCACAGAAACUGUGACACUUCUCUUCCUGAGACAGACAGGGAUCGUAUCAGGAGUAAAGCUUGGCAUCUGAGGCACCAAGGCAGGACAUACGGAGGGGAGGGAGGGAAGAAAGAAGGAAGGAAGGAAAGAAGGAAGGAAGCAGUGCCUCAUGUGUAUAAGGGCCUUACCUCCUCCAUUCCUGUCCAGUAACCAUCUAUAUUUUAUAUCCUCUGUGAGUUCUUUAAACAGUUGUGUGUGGAGGGAGUGCCUUGGGUAAACUUAGCCCUGUUCAUGACAGCUGAGGGCCCAAGAAGUGGGAAUAUGGUCGGUUUUAGUUGACCACCACCAUUUCCUUCAAAGGAGACUGAGGAGAAAACUCUUAGAGUUCUUUACCUGGGGGUGGGCCUGGGCCGGUUCUGUUGGUAGAGUGCUUGCCUAACAUGGGUGAAGCCCUAAGUUCCAUCUCCAGCACUACAUAAAACUUGGGUGUUGUAGUGCAUCCCUGUAAUCUCAGCACUUGGGAGGGGAAUACAGGAAACUCAGAAUUUUCAAGUCCACCCCUCUGGUACCUAAUGAGUUCAAGGCUAUUCUGGAUCACAUAUCUCAAAGGUAGAAGAGUUUUUUACCUGCUCCUGCACUUAGGCCUCAUAGGACCUCAAAGCAACAUGUGGGACAGAGCCCAGGCUGGCACUAGAGUAAUAUUCUUAAACCUUGAGUUCUUGUGUAAGGAAUGCUCAGGUUAGGUACAACUAAAACACAUCUUUGAAACUCUUUAUCUACUUUACCUUCAAUAUUGAAACCGCCAUCAGCUGCAUCUUUGGCUUUCUGAGGCUGAGAGGCAGCUAGAAUUGGAUGUGGUCGGCAGUGCUGGACUUGGUUUAAAGUUUCUUUCAAGCCUUGGUUUUGCAGAGCAUUAUGAGGCCACUUUUCUGUCUCCAUAAUUCUAGCAGCCAUUGUCCCAGGAAGGUGUGAACCUUUUCCCUUUCCUAUCCCUUUCCUCUCCAAGCCUGUGGGACCACAAGGUUAUAAAAUAUGGUGAGUGUUUAAAGUUGAAGAGAGCCGUACCUGAUUUGAAGGCUUUCAUCAGUAUCAACUUGCCCUUUUAGCUUUAAUAAUGAGCCUGAGUACCUUAAGAGGGGGUGAGUUGAUUCUCCCUCUCCAAGAUGUUCUGGAGGCCAGCUGUGUGCAAACUGUAAAACAGCAGCAGUGCAGCCCAUCCAUCCCUCAGUGGGAGAGCCUGUGCUACAGCCUUCCAGAGUAGAGACAGGGCUUUGAAGGUCCUGAAGAGUUGAGCCCCAGACGUGUGGGGACUAACAGAUCUGAGUAGGAACAUGCUACUUCAGGUAGUCUUGCUGCCAAAACACCCAGCUGCAGCAGGGAGAUGGGAAGAAGGAGGUCCCACAGGCCCACAGUGGGGCUGCAGUCAUGGAGGAGGAGGUCACUAUGGCCUAGAGGCCCACAGGAUCAAGUUCUUUUGCAUGAAGCAGUGUUAGAUGUAACAUAUCCCUCCCCCAAGCCCCUUGCGCUUCCUUUCUCUAAUCUGUUCUAUGUUUCUUAGUCUUGGCUUCUGCCCAGAGAGGCAUCUACAGUUUUCUUGGACAGUUUGUCUCUAGGAAUGGGAUGUCCCUUCCCAGCUUCACUCUGGCAGGAUCUUCCUGGUCUCCAGCUGUUGUUUCCUCCACGUUGAGUUUCUGUUCUCUGAGACAAAAAUUCAGAGAUUUUUAUGGAACAGGAAAAUACUUAGGCCCUGAGAAACCUGGCACUCUAGGAAGCUUUGCUUGGGCAGUACUUUGAGCUUCUGCUCUUUGUAUUUUUAUCCUGGUCUCCGUUUUCUGCCUUCCCCUUGCCGAGGCCUAGGCUCAGCCCAGCUACAGAUGUGUCAGUGUUCAGGGCAGCGCCCGGCCUUGACAGAGCUCUCAGGGAGGAACAAGGUAAAUGCUCUAGCAUCCUCUUGCCUGGCCCAUUUAAUUUUAUCCUUUAGUUACCAGGGCCAGUAGCUUUGAAUUAUCCUUUCAUUACUCCAAACCCAAUGCCUGAAGCAGCAAAAUAGGACACUGAUAAGAGGGAACACCUCUCUCAUCUCAGAACUCCCAGCUUAAGUUCCGGCUCCUAGAAAGCAGUUUUCUUAAAGGGACCUACAUGCAUUUGAGUAGAGCCAGUCUCUAGGAAUGGAGGCCCUUUCUGCCCUCCUGCCCAUUGUGCUGUCUGGAGGGAUGGCCUCAGCACACUGCUGCUCCUUCACCAGUUUCAUGGGCUGCUUUAACUUCUUUUUGGAGGAGCAGCAGUGUGGCUGAGUACUUAGAGCUGGUGGGAGGGAGAAUGCUUCUUUAGUCCUCCAUCUUGGGCUCCUCUUAUCUAACCCCCGGCAUAUGUACCAGGCCUCCUUUACCUGGAUAACUGCAGCUUCCUCUCAGCGGUAACUGAGGGCGCGUAGGCACCAGGCUCUGGGGAGGAAUGAGACUGAAGAGGGCAGAUCCUGGUAGGAGCACUUGGCCAGCUGCUGACCAUGGGUGCCGCCUUGUUAUUGUGCCCCCUUCUAAGCUGGUGAGCUGGGCUUCAGUUUUUCCCAGGCCAUGCACACUUUUAAUUUAUUUGAGAGAAACUAAUUGUAUUUUCACUGCAGUAUCUUGUACUUUUGUUUGUGAUUUACGAAUGUGAAGAGAAUGCAGAGACCCAGUGGCUCCAGUGCUUCUCCAGGCCCUGCCCUAGAGCUAACCACUCUAAGACUGUUUGGUAAUGUCACUUAGUGUAAUUAAUUGUAACAUAUUCUUUUAAAUAAAUUGAUUUAUUGAUGAAACAA